Molecule: messenger RNA, 279 nt
Organism: Psilocybe cubensis
Lineage: Eukaryota; Fungi; Basidiomycota; Agaricomycetes; Agaricales; Agrocybaceae
Exons: 2
Coding region: 1-279 (92 amino acids)
Source: RefSeq, a predicted model, not a curated record
AUGUUUGCCGACACUACGCACUCAUCCAGCUACUCAUAUCUCACCGAAUCCUACUCCUUAAAUAUCCCCGAGAUUAUACACUCGCCCGAGACAGAGUCAGAGGAAGAUAUGUGGUACCCAGACAUGGAGGAGCUCACCGACCAUAGCAUGGACCUCAACUACGAAAAUAAUGCGAACAAUGACGAGGUUAACGAGACCGUAUCUGCACACGACCUUCCAGCCUUGUCGGAUGAGCAGUCGGAGGAAGGGUUCAGGGAAAUGGAGCGAUACGUUUCGUGA